This is a messenger RNA of Papilio machaon (common yellow swallowtail), 380 nucleotides long. It is a transcript of the gene ubl, whose product is annotated as ubiquitin-like protein 5. The coding region runs from base 107 to 328 and encodes 73 amino acids. Gene Ontology annotation, cellular component: cytoplasm; nucleus. NCBI's taxonomy places the organism in Eukaryota, Metazoa, Arthropoda, Insecta, Lepidoptera, Papilionidae. The transcript is spliced from 3 exons. Gene Ontology annotation, biological process: mRNA splicing, via spliceosome; protein modification process. The record is from RefSeq and is a predicted model, not a curated record. Gene Ontology annotation, molecular function: protein tag activity; protein binding.
AUUCUACGAAUUCUAAGAUAUCGAAACAAUAUCUGAACUUAAUCUCAUAAAUUUUAGUUAAAUAACAUUUCUUACAGAAACAAGAUAACCUUUUUAGUAAGAGAAAAUGCUAGAAGUUACAUGUAAUGACCGUUUAGGUAAAAAGGUAAGAGUGAAAUGUAAUCCAGAUGACACAGUGGGAGACUUGAAGAAACUAAUCGCUGCACAAACAGGCACAAGACACGAUAAAAUUGUAUUGAAGAAAUGGUACACUGUAUUUAAAGAUCACAUCAAGUUAUCUGAUUAUGAAAUCCAUGAUGGGAUGAACUUGGAGCUGUAUUACCAAUAAGAUUACUGAUUUAUUUAUAAGUUUUGUAAUUAUUUGAUUAAAUUUAAGUACU